Molecule: messenger RNA, 1035 nt
Organism: Recurvomyces mirabilis
Lineage: Eukaryota; Fungi; Ascomycota; Dothideomycetes; Mycosphaerellales; Teratosphaeriaceae
Exons: 3
Coding region: 1-1035 (344 amino acids)
Source: RefSeq, a predicted model, not a curated record
AUGGCCGGAACGCAGGCUACGUCUUCGUAUACGCCGCCGUUGGCGCUCACCAUCGUGUCUUCCAUCUCCAUCGGCAUCGCGGCGCUCGUUGCCCUCUGGGUCCUGAUCGAUAUUAUUCUUCGUAGAGGAUGGAAGUCCAUGAUGGCCGUUAUGCAAGUCCCCUGUCGGACUUUCCCGGACUGGAUUCCCGUCUAUGUCAUCAACGCGCUGUACCUAUGGCCUAUCACCCUCUGGACGUACCUCAACUUUGGCCGCCCACCGAAGCGGCAGAGGGGGCAGAGCAUGCCCUCACAUUGCGCACACCACCCUCCACACGCGGGUGGUGGCGGGGAAGCCGACAAGGAACACUCCACCGUCGGCGGUUCCAACGAUCACGAGGACCCCGUGAGGCCCGAAGACACUCCAUCGGGUGGAGAAGGCUUCUCAUCGUCUCACGAUCCUGAUUCCGCCUCCAACCAUGGACACAGUGGCCACGAACAUGGUGAUCAUGGGGACAGAGAUGACGAACAUGGCGACGGCAAUGAGCAUGGCGGCCACAGCCAUCAUUACGGAGGCGGUACCGAGAGACCCAUGUUCGCGACCGUCACCGUCGCCGUAUGUCACUGCGGCGCCGGUUGCGUUCUUGGCGACAUCAUCGGCGAGUGGAUUGUUUACGGGGCAAACGCCACCAUCAAUGGGAGAACUCUCUGGGUGGAAUACUUGAUCGAUUUCGCCUUCGCCAUUGUCAUCGGCGUCGUCUUCCAAUACUUUUCCAUCGCUCCUAUGGCGGGCGAAUACGGACCGAAGAUCUUUUACCGUGCAGCGAAGGCCGAUUUCUUCUCCUUACUGUUUUUCGAAAUCGGCCUCUUCGGCUGGAUGGCUAUCUUCCAGGCUGCGAUUUUCCACUGGAGGCUCCAGAUGGGUACGGUCACGUACUGGUUCAUGAUGCAGGUAUUUAGCUCGCUUCACCUGAUGAAUUGUACUUGUGACAUAACGCUGACGAGAAGCCGUGCAGAUUGGGAUGUUCCUUGGGCAUUGGACUGGAGUGCCGAUUAA